Messenger RNA from Hibiscus syriacus, 549 nucleotides. RefSeq names its product UDP-galactose/UDP-glucose transporter 7-like. Lineage: Eukaryota; Viridiplantae; Streptophyta; Magnoliopsida; Malvales; Malvaceae. The coding region runs from base 1 to 549 and encodes 182 amino acids. The record is from RefSeq and is a predicted model, not a curated record. The transcript has 3 exons.
AUGGCCCUAACUUCUGUGUUUUUUCCAGAGUGUUUUUUCCAGACCAUGUACCUCGUGUUGGUGGAGAAGUCUGGUGCAGAAGAAGGGCUUUCUUCAAUAGAGACAAUGUUCUAUAACAGUUUUCUUUCUCUUCCAUUUUUGCUAUUUCUCAUCAUAGCGACCGGAGAGUUCCCGAAUUCUUUGGCAUUGUUACUUGCAAAGAGCAAUUCUUUCUCCUUUUUGUGUACCAUAGUUAACUAUGCUCUAACCACAACCGUUGUCGGAGUACUCAAAGGUGUUGGAUCUACGACACUUGGCUUUGUCUUGCUGGGAGGCGGGGUGUGGUAUUCGUACGCCAAAUAUCAGCAAAGGAAUAUCAAAGCCGUCAAAGUGAUGUCGGAUUUGGAGUCGCAUCGAAAGAAUCUCUUUGCUGGUGAAAUUCAGAUUGUGUUAACUCCAGAUGUGAUUGGAUUUGGAUUUGCAAAAGGGGCAAUUCAAUCUUCGAUCUUUAUCACAAGCAGUGUCACAGGUGCUGUUAUAUUUCCUAGAUUGCUUGCCUGCAAUAUGUGA